Pseudozyma hubeiensis SY62 is the source of this 1704-nucleotide messenger RNA. Its product is annotated as tRNA pseudouridine synthase. Lineage: Eukaryota; Fungi; Basidiomycota; Ustilaginomycetes; Ustilaginales; Ustilaginaceae. Gene Ontology annotation, cellular component: nucleus. Gene Ontology annotation, molecular function: RNA binding; pseudouridine synthase activity. The record is from RefSeq and is a predicted model, not a curated record. Gene Ontology annotation, biological process: mRNA pseudouridine synthesis; tRNA pseudouridine synthesis. The transcript has a single exon. The coding region runs from base 1 to 1704 and encodes 567 amino acids.
AUGACGCAGAGACUCGAGCGGGAAGUGGCAGCGGCUGCGGCUGCACCUCAAGUCUCGGACGCCUCUGAAGGUGAUGCCAACCCUCUCAAGCGAGAGCUCGACACAGGAGCCACAACCAAAGCAACCGUCCCUGCUUCCACCGAGACCAAGAACGGUGAUGCAGCCAGCCCAGAAUCAGCGCCUAAACGUGCACGUUUCGACAACUCCGCCAACAACGACAACGGCGGCAAGAAGAAAUGGGAGCGAAGAGAUCGUCGUGGCACCGGUCGAUCCAACGACCAUCCCACCCCCUCCACCUCGGAUCCUUCUUCCUCUUCCUCCUCCUCUGCCUCCUCGGAUCGUCUCCCCAAACGCAAAGUCGCCGUCAAAUUCGGCUACUGCGGUAUCGGCUACUCGGGUCUCCAGAUCAACCCGGGCGUAAAGACCAUCGAAGGCGACAUCUUUGACGCCUUCUGCACCGCCGGCGCCGUCUCCUCGGACAACGCUGUCAACCCCAACAAGGUUGGCCUGCAGCGAGCCGCCCGAACCGAUCGUGGUGUCCACGCAGCUGGGAACCUGCUCUCGCUCAAACUCAUCCUCCAACCUGACGGCUUGAAGCCAGGCGAGACCCUGGUCGAUAAAGUCAACUCGCUCCUACCCGAUUUCAUUCGCAUCUGGGGCAUCACUCGCGUGCAGAACGGUUUCAACGCCAGGCAGAGCUGCGACAGUAGGAUGUACGAAUACCUCUUGCCGACGUACGUCUUUAUCCCGCCUAAACCUGGUUCCACCAUGCAUGACAUGUUGCUCAAGAUGCGCGAUCAAGAGCUAGCCAAAGAUCCAGAAUCCACCACCACGUGUCUUGACGAGAUCGUUUCGCACCCCUUCUGGACAGCCCACGGCACCACCUCUGAUUUCGCCACCGACAUCGCUGCGAAGAAGCAGUAUCGAUUGUUCGCAACUGCGCUCGCACGCAUCCGAUCUAUUUUCGCGAGGUACAGCGGUUCGCACAACUUCCACAAUUUCACCGUCGGUAAGGAGUUUCGAGAUCGAUCGUGUCAGCGCUUCAUGAAGCGUUUGACGAUUUCCGAUCCCAAGAUGAUCCAGGGAGUGGAGUGGGUGAGCAUCAAAUUCUGGGGACAGAGUUUCAUGCUUCAUCAGAUUCGCAAGAUGAUCGGGCUGCUAGUACUAGUUGGACGAACCGGAGCAGGCGAAGGGUUGGUGGACGAGUGUUUCGGACCUGCCCGGGUCCACAUUCCCAAAGCACCCGGUCUCGGUCUUCUCCUCGAAAACCCGAUCUUCGACGCCUACAACCAACGAAUCUCUCACUCGAACGAAAAAGUUCGCGCACUGAUCCGCAAGAAACCCGACUCCCCCUCCCUCACCGACGAACUGCGAGAUCCCAUCACCUACCAACCCCACACAGACCGAAUGGAAUCCUUCAAACAGCAGUGGAUCUACGAUCGAAUCAUCGCCACCGAACAGGAAUCCAACGAAUUCGGCAAAUGGCUCAACUACCUCGACGUCUUCCAAGGUCCCGACUUCCACUUCCUCAACCCCAAAGGUGUCAUCCCCAAAGAGGCCAUCGUCAAGGUCGGAGAGUUUCACAGAGAUAGUCUUCGAAAACGAGGGAAGGAUCAGAAAGACCAAGACCAGCAGGAGGAUGAGGAGGACGAAGACGAAGAAGCUUACUCCAAGGGCGCUGAUCUCGACGAGUACGAAGGAUAG